UUGGGUGGAAAGUGUUGUUUGCAGAAAUUUAGCUAGGAGCUUAGCAGAGGAGGUGUCAGUCUCCAAAAAACAAAGAGGUUGUUUGUGGGAGCCGCAGGACCUUCGCUGUUGUCGUCAGGUCACGACCCGCUAAGAUGGCAGAGCUGAGGCACCGUGGACCCAAAGACAGCGACCCUACGUUUCAGCAGCAGCCGUCAGAGGACAAGGGUUCGGACAAUGAACUGAAGGCAGAAAAAGAGGGGGUGUCAGACAGUGAGUCCAAAGUGGACUCUGGUGUCCCAGAGGUGCCGGUCCCUCCUGACGACACGCCUGAGGUUUUAAAUAAGGCGCUGUCUGGACUCUCUUCAAGAUGGAAGAACUGGUGGGUGCGAGGCAUCCUAACACUAGCCAUGAUCUCCUUCUUCUUCUUCAUCAUCUACUUGGGCCCCAUGGUGCUUAUGAUGAUUGUCCUCUGUGUCCAGAUAAAAUGCUUCCAGGAAAUCAUUACCAUUGGUUACAGUGUGUACCACUCCUACGACCUGCCGUGGUUCAGGACAUUGAGCUGGUACUUCCUGCUGUGUGUGAACUACUUCUUCUAUGGUGAGACCGUGACAGAUUAUUUCUUCACACUGGUUCAGAGGGAGGAACCCCUUCGCAUCCUCAGCAAAUACCACCGCUUCAUCUCCUUCGCGCUCUACCUCACAGGUUUCUGUAUGUUUGUGCUGAGUUUGGUGAAGAAACAUUACCGCCUUCAGUUUUACAUGUUUGGUUGGACCCAUGUGACUCUCCUGAUUGUUGUGACCCAGUCUCACCUCAUCAUUCACAACCUGUUUGAGGGAAUGAUCUGGUUCAUUGUGCCCAUUUCUUGUGUGAUCUGUAAUGACAUCAUGGCCUACAUGUUUGGUUUCUUCUUUGGGCGAACCCCUCUUAUCAAGCUGUCGCCUAAGAAGACUUGGGAGGGCUUCAUCGGUGGAUUCUUCUCCACCAUAGUUUUUGGAAUCAUGCUCUCCUACGUCAUGGCUGGCUAUCGCUACUUUGUGUGUCCGGUGGAGUUCAACAACGAUUCCAACAGCUUCCAGGUGGAUUGUGAGCCAUCAGAGCUGUUUCAGCUCCAGGACUACUUCCUCCCCAGUAUGCUGGAGUCUGUCACCGGAUGGACCACAGUGCGCCUGUAUCCAUUCCAGAUCCACAGCAUUGCCCUCUCCUCCUUUGCCUCCAUCGUGGGACCCUUUGGUGGCUUCUUUGCUAGCGGCUUCAAGAGAGCUUUCAAAAUCAAGGAUUUUGCAAAUACCAUCCCAGGUCACGGAGGCAUUAUGGACAGAUUUGACUGCCAGUACCUCAUGGCCACAUUUGUUAAUGUCUACAUUGCUAGCUUCAUUAGGGGCCCUAACCCCACCAAGGUGAUCCAGCAGCUCUUGGCCCUCCGUCCAGAUCAGCAGCUCUACAUCUUCAAUUCCCUGAAGGCUCACCUGACCGAGAAAGGCCUGCUGCCAGCGCUGGAGGAGGCCGCCGCAGCUUAGAGCCGCCAACAACCGCAGCUGGCUCGCCCUAAGAGGAGGGGAGAGACGGGAAAGGAGGGCAGCGGCACCCAGGGAGCCCCGCGCACCCCUGGAGCUCUGGGAAGACUCAGUGCUUUUGCGUGAGCGAGAACACAUCCAAGAAAAACAAACCGAAAACCACAAAAUCGACAGCCUUGGGUCAUUCCAUUUCAUGUGGGUGUGGGAGUCAUGCUUGUCUGUGUUCCUACAGUCUGUGAAUCAUGUUUCUGACACCAGUGUUUUCAGGUUGAGUUUGUGAAUUACUGUACUUUUACACAUUUCCAUUACCAUCAACCUCUAUCUAGUUACACUGUUAAACAAAAUGUUGGUUUGCUGUACAUUUCUACCUGUACACACAAUAUCCUCUAUAUAUACCUUAUUAUUAAUGUGUGUCGAUAUUUUAUUGUUCUUUUUUAUUAUUUCAAUGCACUGCUCUCAGCGCUGUUACUCACUGUAUUCUUACUCUACUGCACCCUCCCUCUAAUUUAAGGGUAAUUUUCUUUAUUGUGAGUUUUUCUAUUUAUAAAUAGAUGUUUUUAUAUU
Molecule: messenger RNA, 2060 nt
Organism: Pundamilia nyererei
Lineage: Eukaryota; Metazoa; Chordata; Actinopteri; Cichliformes; Cichlidae
Gene: cds2
Product: CDP-diacylglycerol synthase (phosphatidate cytidylyltransferase) 2
Exons: 13
Coding region: 135-1499 (454 amino acids)
Cellular component (GO): endoplasmic reticulum membrane
Molecular function (GO): phosphatidate cytidylyltransferase activity
Source: RefSeq, a predicted model, not a curated record